Messenger RNA from Panonychus citri (citrus red mite), 1414 nucleotides. RefSeq lists its product as uncharacterized. The transcript is spliced from 3 exons. The coding region runs from base 113 to 1414 and encodes 433 amino acids. The record is from RefSeq and is a predicted model, not a curated record. NCBI's taxonomy places the organism in Eukaryota, Metazoa, Arthropoda, Arachnida, Trombidiformes, Tetranychidae.
UUUAGAAUUGUAACUUAAUCAAUUUCUCAAUUUCUCUCGAUACUGAGGAUCGAAACACUCAGAUAAUAAUUGGAUUGAAGCGAUAAUCAAUCAAUUAAUUUCGAGUUCUAAAAUGGAAUCUGAAUUGUCUGAACAUGAAGAACAUGGAAAAGGUGAAAAAUGUUCAGUAUUCAGUGAGAAAAUUUGUGAUUCAUGUAAACAUGAGAUGGAAAAUACGAUUAUUGAAAAUAUCGAAACAUUGGAAAAGUUUUUACUUUUCUUAUUCGCAGUUCGAUCGGGUUAUUCUCAGGUGAAUCAUGGACGUUCGAAUAAAUUGAAAUACUUCGAACUUCACAAUAAAAUUAUUCGUAUUUUCUUGAUUCUCCAAGCGAUUCGAUUUAUUCUCCUUCUAAUAUUUGACAGCGAUUUUUUAUCCAUUAUUCUGGCCGAUCCAUUUAUCCAUUUAUCCCGACGCAAAGUGAUCUUCAUCUUAGUCAUCUAUGCAAUAGUCGCUUUAGGACUUUUUCGUGAAUAUGUUCUGUACCUUGAGGGGCGAAAUUGUUUCUCUUUCCUUUCAACAUUUUCUCAAGUUCGAAAGUUAGGCUUUGAUAAGCGAUCCUUUAAGAUGACCAAUGCUAAACUCCAACGAUUUCGAGUGAUUUUCCUAAUGAUUUCCAACUUCUUCAUCGGCCUCAUGUAUUUGUGCUACUUUUUUGUACCAAUUCUACUGAUCUUGGUUCGUUUUAACAAUAAAAUUUAUUCCGAGAUUCUCUCCAUCAACAUUGCGAGUCUCCUUUGGGUACCCUUGGAAACUCAUUCCAUUUACUUUGCCGUUUGUGGUGUUUUCAUAAUCGCUACUCACAUAAUACUCAUACUUCCGUAUUAUUAUUUUCAGAUGAUGAGUUUAGUUGAAUUAUUGGAACAGUUUAUCCUGAAGAAAGAAUCGGUUUCUUUGGACAUUUUUCGAGGGUUAAGUUCAAACACAAUACGAUUUCUAAAUGGUUUCGAUGAUCUUAAUCGAGAACUAAAAUAUUUAAUAUCUUAUGUGUUCGUAAUAUUUUCCUUCAUGGGUGACACUUUCCUCUUUUCGGGUGUCAUAUUGACCCAAGCAUCCACCAUGUUGGCGAUCAUUUUUGCGGCCUUCGGAAUGGUUGUUCUAAGUGUCAUUGGAAUUGAAACUUUCAUUGUCGGAGGUUUUGUCUCUCAGCUUCUUGUUAUCAAUCAACUUUAUCUUAAGCUAAUGAGACGAUCAAAGUUUAUUACUACCAAAAACCUAAAGCUUUUUGAAGUAUUGUCCAGAAUCACCAGUCCUUUCAAUGGACUUAAAAUCGGAGAUAUAAUAACCGUUAAUCGUAUGGUAUUUGUUCAGUAUUUGGUUGAAAAUGCUUCAGUUAUUAUGCUUCUAUCGGUAAAUACUAGAAGUUUACUCGAAUAG